Molecule: messenger RNA, 729 nt
Organism: Raphanus sativus (radish)
Lineage: Eukaryota; Viridiplantae; Streptophyta; Magnoliopsida; Brassicales; Brassicaceae
Product: protein FAR1-RELATED SEQUENCE 5-like
Exons: 1
Coding region: 1-729 (242 amino acids)
Source: RefSeq, a predicted model, not a curated record
AUGGCUGGUAAUGAAGUGCAAGGUACUCCGGAAGAGAGUUUUUCUUUGAUACACUCCUAUAUGCACAUGCUUAAGUUGAAGAAUCCUAACUCGGUAAGUUAUGUUGAAGUGGAUGCGGCGAAAAGAUUUAAGUAUCUAUUUUUCGCAUUUGGAGCUUCCAUAGAGGGGUUCGUAACGAUGAGGAAAGUUAUCAUUGUGGAUGGAACACAUCUUAAGCAUGUUUAUGGUGGAGUUCUGCUUGUUGCGACGGCUCAAGAUCCUGAUCGUCACCAUUACCCUAUUGCAUUUGGUGUAGUUGAUGGUGAGAAAGAUGAAAGCUGGAUGUGGUUUAUGAAUAAUUUGAGGUCAGUGAUAUCAGAUGUAGACGGAUUGGUGUUUCUUUCGGAUAGAAAUGGGAGCUUGAUCAAGUCAAUACGUGAGGUGUUCCCAACGGCCGCACAUGGGUAUUGUAUCUGGCAUUUGUCUCAAAAUGUCAAAGGACAUGUAUUCAACAACAGAGACGUUUGUGCAAUCAAGUUUAGAGAAUGCACAUAUGCUUAUACAGUGGCUGAGUUCGAUGUUCUCUAUGCUGAUAUUUCUAGAAAGUAUCCUUCUGCUGCCGAGUAUCUGGAAAAGAGUGUUAAAGUGGGAAAAUGGGCAAGAUGUUACUUUGAAGGAGACAGAUACAAUGUUGACACGACCAAUGCAGCAGAAUCUAUCAAUGGUGUUCUUCGGGAAGCGAGGAAAUAA